CUAAUUUUCAAAACGCGCCAGUUCCUUUCUUCUCUUCUGUUUUCCUCUAUCAUCUUCUUGUAUUCCUCUCUCUCUGCUUUAAUCCCAGCUUCUUCUUUCAAGAUCUUUUAAUGGAGACUGAUACGGUGAAAGUGGAGCGAAAUGAGAUUGUGAAAGUGGAGCGAAACCCACGUCAGAUAAAUAACAAAACCUCUGUUUUGGCGCAAAUCCUGCUGAGAACGAUAGCCUUUGGAGCUACAUUAGCUGCGACCUUAUUAAUUGCUACCAGCAAGCAAUCCAUCGUUCUCUAUGGAUAUCCAAUCAAUGCGGAGUACUCCUACUCUCCUCCCUUCAGGUUUUUUCUGGGUGCAAAUGCUCUUGUAUCUGGCUACUCUCUCCUGUCCAUGCCCUUUGCUUUCAUCCUCAGUCGUCAAAGAACAGACCUUUGGGGUUCUUAUGUGAUGUUUUUAAUGGAUCUGAUGAUGAUGGGGUUGACGAUAGCAGCAUCUUCGGCAGCAACUUCAAUAGGAUAUCUGGGCCGUUACGGGAAUUCACACAUAGGGUGGACCGCUAUCUGUGACAAUUUCGGCAAGUUCUGUAACAAAGUUGGGAUCUCUGUCAUCUUCUCUUUCGUGGCCAUCCUUCCUUUCAUUAUACUUACUCUCAUCUUUGCUAAGCCUAGGCAAACACGCCUUGCUACCUAUUAGAUUCGCUAAGUAUACGUAGACAUUAACUAUUAGAUUCGCAAGUAUACGUGGACACUUAUCAUGUACCGUACAUUUUAUCAAUUAUUAUUAGUCUUUAUUUAUCAUCAUGUCAAUCCAUACAUUAGGGCCUGUUUGAUUUUAUUUUUUUUAAAGCAAGUGUAAAUACCCUGUAAAUGGGUAAUUAUUAUCAUUUCAUAUUAUCAUUUUGCCAGUUUGAUGAAAGUUUGAAAAUCCAUCGGGUUUCUGUCUUGGAAACCAGUUUAAAAGUGUUAGUUUUAAUGGUGAAUGUUCAAUUAUCUCUGUUUCUUA
Messenger RNA from Magnolia sinica, 995 nucleotides. Its product is annotated as CASP-like protein 1F2. NCBI's taxonomy places the organism in Eukaryota, Viridiplantae, Streptophyta, Magnoliopsida, Magnoliales, Magnoliaceae. The transcript is spliced from 3 exons. The record is from RefSeq and is a predicted model, not a curated record. The coding region runs from base 111 to 686 and encodes 191 amino acids.